AUGUGCUAGAUUAUUCGACUGGAGUGGAUGUUAUUUGACCCAUGUCAUGUGAUGAUUGCGUCAUUUAUUUUGUUUUGCAGGUCUGUUGGAGAUGAAGCAAUGUUUCAUUAGUUUUGAAUUGGACAUUUAACAACACAGACUUCGAAUAUGUUGAGUACAGUUUUAGGCAGCUUAGCAAGUUUCUCAAAGAUCACAGGCAGCAGUGAUGAUGACUGGAUCGACCGCCUUAACCACCUAUGGACGGUAGUGAUGUUGACUUUAUUUGCUGUGGUGACGUCUUCUGGUCAGUAUGCUGGUAACCCAAUCGAGUGCUGGGUGCCAGCUGAAUUCACCGGUGCAUACACAACUUAUGCCAAGUCUUACUGCUGGAUCGCCAACACUUACUAUGUCCCUCAGGAAGAACCUAUCCCACACAAGGUAGCAGACAGAUAUGACCAGGAGCUCACCUACUACCAAUGGAUACCCAUUAUCCUCAUGUUUCAGGCUUUCCUGUUCAAAGUACCAAAUAUUGUUUGGCGUAUGCUUAAUGGACAAUCGGGAAUUAACAUCGAGAAGAUAAUCACACUCUCUGAGACUGGAAUGCUGGGGGACCAAGACGACCGGAUGAAAAACAUAUCUCAUCUUGCCAAGUAUCUUAAUCGCUGGAUACAGACCCAUAGAGAAUACAGAUACAACUUCUUGGUCAAAAUAAGGGAGAAAUAUUCCAAUGUAUUCUGCUUUUGCUGUGGAAAAAGAGAUGGAACGUUUCUCACAGGGUUCUACAUUUUUACAAAAUUUUUAUACUGUGCAAAUGUUGUUGGACAGUUUUUCCUCCUUAAUGCAUUCAUGGCUACUGAUUUCAACAUGUUUGGAUUUGAAGUGAUUGAAAAUUUCAUUUAUGACAGGAAUUGGAGAGAGUCUCCAAGAUUUCCACGGGUGACACUGUGUGACUUCAAAAUCCGCCAGCUUGCUAAUAUUCAAACUUUCACCGUGCAGUGUGUCUUGCCAAUUAACCUCUUCAAUGAAAAAAUAUUCAUAUUUCUUUGGUUUUGGUUUUUUCUUGUAGCAGCUUUAUCAUUUGGAAACCUAUUCCACUGGAUUUACCAAAUAAUAUUUGGAGAAAAUAAAGUCACAUAUGUCCGAAAACAUCUCAAAGUAGCAGGUGAAAUUCAUACAAACUUCGACAAGAAACUCACAAGGAAAUUUGCUGAACAUUACCUGAGAUCAGACGGGGUCUUUGUUUUGAGGAUGGUUGGAAAGAACAGCUCUCCCAUGUUUAUAACAGACCUUGUUCAGUUACUGUGGAAAACUUUUAAAGAGGAGAACUGUUCUAGGAAACAAAGUGGAGUAGUGGAGGUUGAGGUGGAGACGCCAUUAAUGAAUGGAAAUUGUCACGUGGGAGAUUUAGAACCCCCUUCUUUGAAAAGCAGACUUUGAAAAUAUUGUCCAGGUUGUCUUGUGCUAGACUUGAUAUGAGUUUUGAUACCUUUAUAUAUUUGGGUGAAUUUGAAUUUUUGGAAUGAGAAUCUCAUUGUGUAAGCAUUUUAUUUUAUACGUUUUAGUUACUGUUGAAUGUUAGUGAUACAUAAGAUAGAGCAUGUUCAGUAUUAAUCGAAUGUUGUGAAUAUUAACUCAUUGUUUCUAGUCAUAUUGAAGGUGCUUGUACUAACUGUAGAAAUCCUAGAGUAGUGUUACCAUAGUUACUAGUCUAGUGUUGUGAUUUGCCAGUUAUAUAUUUUUUCCCCCUGUACAAUUUAUGUAUGUAACUAUUUUUUCCUCUUUUUUUUGUUGUCCCAUUCUAGUGAAGUAAUUUAAAUAGUUUUGCUAUUUCAGCUCCUGAGUUGUAAAUGAUAUAUAUCUAUAACUUGGCAAGGAGGAACUUAUCUAUUAUACAAGUUAAUGAAACUUGUCGCAUUGAUUCACGGACUUUCAUUACACGGACCUCUCCUGAUUUCUGAUGUUUCAUUUUGUCUACUUACUGCCACUUAAUGCACUGCCCGAGUCCUCUAUCACAGUAGUUGGUAUAUCUACACGGGCAUUUUGUUUUUAAUGUAUAUGACAUGUAUAUGAAUCAUCGACUUGUUCAACAUUUUAGUCUUUCGUUCAUGAUCACCCACCUAAUGAUUUCCUGCCAUAGGACUUUGGUAUAUGAUUUUGUUUUUUAUUCAAGUCAUUAAAUGGACUAAAUUCAAAGGAAUAAACAUUCCAUUCUUAUGCAUUUAGCUCAUAGUACUGUACUUUAAAUGUAAUUGAUUUAAAAAAGAGUACAGAUUACUUGUACUUUGCACUUGUUAAUCAGCAUUUAGAUAUGAACAAUGCACACUCAUUUGUGAAUACGACCUGAAAUUCUCUGUUUUUUUGUCUUGCCCAGGCUGCUUAGUGACUUCAUAAUUUAAUGAAUAACCAUCGGUUGUAAAUUAUUGUAAAACAUGGGAUUGGUCACCAGUCAAAAUUCUUAUUGUCUUGUUUCGUCAUCCAUAAGUCAUUUCUUGUGGCUGUGACAAAUAUUUUUUGGUUUAUACUACAUUGUAGUCAACAAGUACUCCUACAAGUAGGUACUGUGAAGACAUCAUGUCAUGUGAUCAUCAAGUGACUUUUCCUGCUACCAACUACUGCGUUUAAAAGCAUGGUAUGGGUUCGUGUUACACAAGUGUGUAAAUUUCAUACUUGUCUAGCUCCAUAGUAUACUGAACAAUUAACCUUCAACAUCUUCAUUUAUCUCUUUAUUCAUUAAAUGACAUAUUGCCUAACAUGAAUGAUAUUAUCAGUAUUGUAGUUUAUAGGAUUAAGACAGAAACAAUGUCAGACCAAGACAUUUUAAUUUUUAUCCAGGUUGAUCUGUUCAUCAGCACAUCAGUUUGUGAUCUUUAAGAGGUAGCUGAUCAUAUAGAGGUAACAUGGGGGAUUCAAGAUCAAUCAACAGUUUGGAUUGUAAUGGAACAAUGUUCUUCAUUAAUUAUCUGUUAAAGGAGUGUUCAUUCCUAUUAUGCGGAUGAUAAUAUAGCAACAAUGAGAUAAAUUGGGUAUGCUAAGUAUAUUUAAAAAACAUCUCCUAAUAUCAUAUCAUCUUGCUAAAGGUCUUCAUUGUGCAAGCACCAACUGUAGAGGAUUUCAGUUUUCAGUUUGAUCAUCAAGCUAACACUUCACUAGAAGAUAUAGUGGAGGCCAGAAAUCAAACUGUUGUGAAUCUUCAACAGAGAAAGACUGGUUUUCAAAAAAUGGCUAGUGCAAUAUUGCUCUGAAUCUUACACUUGACUCCAAAAGCAGAGUUCAUCCACAUAAACUGUGUUCCAAACAAACAUGAUCUCAAGGAUUUUUGUGGUACAGAAUUUGGAACAGAUGGUUUUAAUUUAAUGCUUUACUUGUGUGCUUUCAUUAUAUUUUAAUGUGCACCAAAAACUAAUUCCUCAAUAUGUGCAAGAUCUCAAACAAAUUUAACUUGUGGAUACAUGGGGCAUUUGUAUGUGAAUGUUUUUGUGUAUUCGUGUUGUGUUCUUGCAUGAUGUUAAUGACCCUUUUGUUAAAUGUAAGCUAGGUUAGGCUAAUCAGAUUAUGAAUUGUAACUCUUGUUUUUUCCUCCCCGCUUCCCAAAAGAGCUCGGAUUGAACUAAAUCCACACUUUAGCUGAUUUUCUGCAACCUCCAUUGUAUUUUUGUAGUCAUGUAUGUAAAUGUCAGGUAUGUGAAAAUCAGACCAUGUGGUGAUUUAUGUAGCUAAUUAAUUGUAACAAUAAUACCAAAGGUCAAAAAUGCAAAUAUGAUUUUGGUAUACAUGUAAUUGCAUGAUGAGCUACAUGUUUGUUAUUCAGUAACAGUAUUAAUAGUGUCUCAUUUGUGAAACUGUUUUUAAAUGACCAUAUAAAAUUCAAUGAAUUUGGACCAAAUACUCAUUACAUUCACAAAAAGGUUGCUCAAUGAAUAAAGCUGACAUUUUUCUUUAUA
Messenger RNA from Ostrea edulis (European flat oyster), 3920 nucleotides. RefSeq names its product innexin unc-9-like. The record is from RefSeq and is a predicted model, not a curated record. Lineage: Eukaryota; Metazoa; Mollusca; Bivalvia; Ostreida; Ostreidae. Bases 148 to 1416 code for a protein of 422 amino acids. The transcript has 2 exons.